GGUUCCGUACUUCAAGACAACGAAACGUGGAGCCUGAUAGAUUUUUUACAUUGGAGUAUAAACGUAUAAACGAUUUCGGAAAAAAGGAGCAUAGAAUAUAUAAAUUUUGUUUGGAAGAGAUUAUCCAAAGUCCGGAGUUAUUGGAAACUCGUAAAGAAGAAUCCGCCAAAGAGUUGGCGUCACACUGUUCGGAAUCACUCAAGGUUGCGUCCGAACAUUUCUUAGUCGAGUCUAAGAGAGUGCCUUGCUAUGACCCGUUGUUAACUGCUCAAAGUGCUAGGUCGAGUCUGAAUCCCCGCUCGUUGAGUCGAAAAUCCCAGGGUCGAGUCCCAUUUUGGCGAGAAAAGAAAUUACCUGAAAGCAUCAGCCUUGAGGAUGAUCCAAGCGAUAUACUAUCAGAUGACAAUAAUGAAGAAAGCCUUGAUGAACUAGAGAUGGAAGAGGUACUUGGAAUAUACCAACAAUUUUAUACUUUCAAAGUCUGCGUAUUGCAAGCUAAAUUUCAAAUCACAAAUUUAUUCUAG
Acaulospora morrowiae is the source of this 524-nucleotide messenger RNA. NCBI's taxonomy places the organism in Eukaryota, Fungi, Glomeromycota, Glomeromycetes, Diversisporales, Acaulosporaceae. The record is from the annotation of a GenBank genome assembly.